AUGGCAUCCUUACCUCCAGGCUUCAUGGACCUGUAUGUCGCCCGGCAGUCCCCAGACAACACGCGCGUAAACAUCAUCGGCGUUGUGACCGACGUAAUGGAUCCGGCGAGAACUAGGACCUCCCAACAUAUGCUCACAUUCAAGCUCAUUGACCGCAGGCUGAGUAACGCGGUGGACGGAGGCGAGGGUUUGAAAGUCCGCUUCUUUUCCCCCAACCUGGACUCUCUUCCGAAAGUACGUGACGUUGGCGAUGUCGUGCUCCUCCGAACAGUCAACAUGAUGACUGUCAACGGAGAGCGCGUAGCGCUGUCCAACUACUCCUCCGGCGUGCUGGUAUUUCCAUCCGCAGCGAUUCCGAAUCCAAAUUUUUCCAUUGCAUAUCAAGAUAAGAAUCGAUUGGAGUGCCAUGGAGUGCCACUGCAGGUCAGUAGGCUCAAACUUGCCGAGCAGAACUACGUGGUGCACCUCAAAUCCGAGAUGGCUGUGGCGGUAGAAGAUAGUCGCCACCGACACAGUGCCACGAAGAGGCGAGUGGAGGUCGAGGGCUCUGCCUCUGAGCCUCCUUCGAAGAAACGGAAAUUUGGCAACUCGAUAGGACAGAAGUUCAAGUUAAUCCGAGAGUUGAGGGACAUGGGCUACGCCGAUAUCGUUGGACUGGUCGUUAAGCGGAUCGGAGCGCAGUAUGGAUGCGACCUCUACAUCACAGAUUAUACCUACAACGAGAUGAUGCGACCAUACCCUGCACCCGAGGAGCAGACCGAUCUGGGAAGAGAUGGCGAUGCUUUCGGCUACACGAAAGGCUCCAAAAAGCCUUGGCCUGGACCGUACGGCCACACGAUAUUGAAGGUCAACGUGAAGCCACCUCAUGCUGACUACGCAAUUUCGUCUGUUGACGAAGGUGACUUGGUCCUGCUACGAAAUGUGAAGACCCGCAUCACGACGUGGGGUGAUCACGGCUUGUUCCUGGAAGGGGACAUGUGGCAGGAUCAUCAAAGCCAGCAACAAAUCAACAUUCGUAAGAACUUGGACAUGGAAUCACCCGAGGUUGGAGCUCUGAUGCUUAGGAAAGAGCAAUAUUGGAAAGAAAGGGAGAAGAAGUCGGGAGAGCGACCGGCUGAGGAAGCCAUGACCAAACGGCAGAAGAAGGCCGAGAAGAAGGCCGAGAAGAAGGCAAAGAAAGCGCAGAGACAAGCACAGGAUCCGCGGAACGAUUCCGAGGCCGAGCAGGAAGCCUCCAAAGAGGUGGACAGAACAUUCGAAAAGAACCCACACGUCAGGUGCAGCUAUGAGGAAGUGCCGGUCAGUAGCGUCAGGAAGAUCUUGGAUCCUGAGAAUGUUGAACAUGAACACGAUACUCCGAAUGGAAACUCCGACGUACUCCCCUUCAUCAACGCCAAGUAUCGUGCCAGGGUUCGGGUGGUGGACUACGAGCCGAAAUCGUUGGAAGAGUUCGCGGUUCCUGUUCUCGCAGAAGACGACGGUAAGAGCGUCGAUAGUAUGGCGUGGCAAUACGAGGGCACACCAAAGCAUGAAUGGCACUUCUCGUUGCUCCUCGAAGACGCGAGCAGACGCACAGCGGGCGGGUCAGAAGGUGACCGGAUCUGGGUGCAAGUGCAUCAUGAGCAGGCCCAAUUCCUACUCGGCAACGGCGUCGAUGACCCGCAAGAUCUGAGGCAUGACUACCGGCUACUGGCGAAACUGAAGGAGAAGAUGUUUGUGCUCUGGGGAAAUCUGGAAGAGAAGGAUGAACAGGAGCAGCUGAGCAAUUUGCCCUUCGAAUGCUGUAUCAUGGAAUAUGGUGUCGAUGUUGAUGAGGAUGCAGCGAGGUGUGGCAACCAGCCAGAACGAUGGCAGAGGACGUAUGCUCUGUUUGGAGCUACGAUACUGUAG
This is a messenger RNA of Lecanosticta acicola, 1890 nucleotides long. Lineage: Eukaryota; Fungi; Ascomycota; Dothideomycetes; Mycosphaerellales; Mycosphaerellaceae. The record is from the annotation of a GenBank genome assembly.